ACAGCCUCCGCCGCAGGAGUCGGGCGGGCGAGCGAGCGGAGAUUUGGCUGAGGGAGGCGAGCGGAGAGAGCUGGCUUCCUCGCCUUGCUCUGCCCCCCUUCUCUCCCGCCAUGGCGGUGGACGUGAGGCGGCUGGAGGGCCUGAGCCUUCACCAGCUGAACGAGCUGCUGGACGACGAGGAGCAGCUCCAGAGCAUGGCCAGAGAGAUGGAGGAGGCUCAAAACGUUCAGCUUAGCAAGGACAUGACUCUUGCCAGCAACCGCAGCCUGGCAGAAGGCAAUCUCUUAUAUCAGCCAAAGCUGGAUGCCCUGAAGGCUGCAUUGACGCAAAAAUAUCAAGAACUGCAGGUUAUCUUCGAAGCAUAUCAAAUAAAGAAAACGAAGUUAGACCGACAAUCCAGCAAUGCUUCCUUGGAGACCCUUCUAGCACUGCUUCAAACAGAAGGGGCUAAAAUUGAAGAAGACACUGAGAACAUGGCUGAGAAAUUUCUGGAUGGUGAAGUUCCAUUGGACACCUUCAUUGAUGAGUAUCAGAGCCAAAGGAAACUGGCUCAUUUGCGACGCGUAAAGAUAGAAAAACUCCAGGAGAUGGUGCUGAAGGGACCAAGACUUCCCCUGGUGCCACCUCAGCCGAGAGCCACUGAGACACCACCAGCAAUUCAGACUUCAGAGGCAAAUGCUGCUCCUUCUGUUCUGCCUCGCCGCAAUCCUCCACCGCCCCCCCUGGCGCCAGGAGUCCCAGCAGGACGCUUCCCCACUCCCUUUACAGCAGCAAUGAAUGCAGGACCAGCCCUCCCCUAUUCAGGUGUUCCAUACCCUCCGCUCCCCCCUCGAACAGGAAUUCCAUCUACUACUCAAAUGCUCCCUCCAGGAUAUUCAGCUCCGUUUACCCCACAGUACCCACCAGCGUUGCCCCAAAGACCACCGCCUCGCCUCCCACCAAACCCUGGCUUUAUCCUACAGUGAAGAUGCCAUCAUGCCCUGACUCUUGUGUUUUGGUGCUGAACUUUUUACUCUUUAUCUCCCACAAACUAAACCUAAGUAGUGGCAAAUCUCCAGACUUUGCACACAAGAAAUCAUAGCUGACAACUUGUGCAUCAGAGCAUCCUGCAAAACAUCGCCGUGUUUUGUUUUGUUUUAAAUCAACAACUGCAUAAAACACUUGCUUAGAAGGGUGGUGGGGCAGCCGAACUGUAAAUUUGAUUGUUUCCAUAUUAAGUGGGAACUUGCAUAGCUCUUAAGAGAUUUCAAGUCAGUGUGGAAUGACUGUGACUUCCCAAGGGAUCGUGUCUCUUUCUCUACUUGAUUUGCGCAUGAAGAACUUCAAUCUAUUUCUGCAAAAAAAAAAAAAUCUCUGUUCUGAUCUUUUAAAUGGUAGCUGUUGCAUAUACAUUCUGACUAUGAAAACACAGUAAAAUGGACCAGCCAGCAACCCUGGUGACUCGGUGCUUGUGCUCGGUGUUUGCUAACUGAGGCUUUAGCACCUAAUGCGGGACAAGGUGCUUCCCAUGCUGAAGUAAUCCCAUUCAUUUCAGUGAGAUGAUGCCAGUGUAAGUAGGUCCCUAAAUUGCCUUUUUUAAAUGUGUGGUAGGGAUCGAUCAACUUUUUUUAAACGUGAUGACCUCCAGAAAGUCUCAGGAUUUAAAAAAAUAAGUAGUGAAUGGACACCCGUUUUUCCUCCUCUUGUCGGAUCUUUGGACCAGAUCCAAAAUUUUGUAUUUUGUUCCACUGGAUACCUUCUGCAACCUCCCCAUUCCGCUUGCUGUCACCCUUCUCUCCUCAUCAGUCUGUCUCCCAAAUUCCUUCAUUGUGGCAUGUAGGGUAGAGGGUCGUCUUAAAAAGGCUUUUGACCUGUAUUGUCUUCUUGCAUUGUGGAGAGCAAAUUCUGUCAAACACACUUUUGUGUGUCAUGACUUCUAACUAAUCUGAUGGGCAAUUAGUUCUAUCAGUUUAUAUUUUCAUCACAUCUUGGUCUUAAGCUAAAACUCCCACCCCAGUGGAGAACCUCGAAUCUGUUUCGUAUUGAGCCGGGAGAGAGCUUUCUCUUCCCUCCAUGCCCCUCUAGUCUUCCAAACCUUUUGUUUCUUAAAAUUGAAGACCUGCUUCCAUUUACAAACUUUUCUAGACUGACUGCUUUUGAAUGAAUCUUGGCUGUUUUUUGUAUUUAAUUAACUAUUGCAGUCAUGUGACAGCUUCAGAGUCUUGAAAUUUCAUUGUUGCUUUAGUCCUUCUGGGGGCUCACUCUUGCUAUUAGAUGGGUCUGUGACAGAGCCCUGAAUAACAGCUAAAUAUGCUAAAUGCAAUUUUUCAUUGCAUUGGAGUUUCUUCCAAGAGUCUAGCAGAGGGUAAAAGAUUGUAGAGGGAUUAGCACACCAAUUUCACAUCAUUGCUCAUUGGUGUGUUUGAUUGAUCUCUCAUUUUAAUAAGCGUGGAUAGCUGUAAAAUGAAUAACGUUUCAAGAGUGUUUGGAGAGGGACAGUUGUUGCUGAAUUCAGUAGGAAAUGGUUCUGAGCCUUAAAUUUUGCAGGGGAAUCAUCCACAUUCCACGUCAAGAUAACCUUGUUGAUUACUGUCUCUGUAUAUGCUCUUGCAUUCUUCAGCAUAAAACUAGCAGAAGCUUAGUAAGAAGCCGAGGGAGAGAAAAAAGAAAAAUCUUUAGAGGUGUGAUAGAGGUAUAGGGUUGAAUACAGAGACAGUAGUACUUAACACACAAUGUAGUUAGAGCAGACUAGCUACUUCUGCUCUCAAAUGCCUCUGUUACCAGUUUUCCCAUAAGCCUUUCAGCACAGCAUCUUGCAGGAGUAGUUUGUUCUAUACGGGGCUAUGAAAUUAGUUGAAGCGAAAUGCAGAUUAAAUUGCUGCUGCUCUUUCUUUGUAGUCAGCAGGAUUGCCUUGUAUGCUAUUGAAUGGUGUAUCUCAAGGUAGCUGGAAUGAGUGUGAUUUUCAAACUGGCCACCAUAAAGGAAGCGCCUCCUCUAGUCUUGCUGCUGGUGUCCUGCCAUAAGCUUGAGCCAUGGUUGAGUUUGGGUUGCAUUCAGACUUGGCCUUAUGGCUUGCCAGGAACAAGAUUUGUUCUCUGGUUUGCUGCUUGUGGUUUGUCUGGGGGAAAUAAACCAUGGGCCCAGAUUCAGAUGCAGUGCAAAGUCAUGGGUUAGUUCAUAGCAUUAUACCAUCUUCCUCAAUUUCCUCCCUCUUAACCGAGCUAGGAAAAUAGACUGUGGGAAUUCUAGCUAUGAACGCUGUUGAAGUGGAUGAGCAAGACCCCCAAACUUGUGUCUAUGCACUAAAAAAAUUAUAUAGGCUGUAGAGGUAAGAAGAAACUGAUGUUAACAGCUACAGCAAUUCCAAAUUAAGUAAAGUACGUGUGUGUGUGUAUGUGUGUGUGUGUGUGAGAGAGAGAAUCUGCAUAGGACUUCAAUAAUUUGUGGCAGGAAAACAUGCUUCAAACUAAUUUGCGGCUUUGUGCAUCUUGACUGUGAAGAACAUGGAAGUAAAAGUGUUGCCAUCCGUGGGCAGCUUCCUUAAAGCUGCUGUAGCGACACUCUUCAUUUCUGUCAGCUUUUCACAAAGCAUGCAUUUCUCACAGCUCAAGAGUGCAAGGAGGAAAGUGUGAAGCUGUGGGAGCAGCACAUCCAUUAGCAACCUAACAUAACUGUUUUACUGUGGAAGUCUCAAGAAGGCCUGCUAUUAAUGCAUAAUGUCCUUUAACACUUACUUAAAAACUAACCAACCAAGCUGCAGUUGCCAAUCUAGACCUCCUUAUGCACCCUCCAACUUUCUUUCUGCCACUUUUCUCCCCCCCCCCCCCCAGUACGCCAUCCUAGUCUGUAACUGGUGCCCUUUUUGUUACGACAGGAGCUAAUUUUUUGUCAGGUUUGCAAAACAAAAUGGCCAUAAGAAACUUUAUAUUGUAUCAUAUUUACAUUCUUCUGAUCACUGCCCCUUUUGGGUAAGCUGGCUAAAAGAGCAAAAUGCAAAAACCUUUCAGCCUGGAAGCCUCUUUCUUCAAGCCAUAAUCUUCUGUUGGAAGAUAAAAGAUGAAACGUGGGAAAUCCGUGUGCAUUUGUGCCCCUCCUUGAACUGCCAUUUUUCUGUUAGAGGCCAUUCACACUUGCCUUGGAACAGGAUAUCCUCUUCCCAUCUGGCUGUGGGACUCUGAGGCGAAUUCUGCCAGGACCAAGAUUUUGAUCUUGGUGUAUGACUAAGUCCUACUGUGCAAAUCUUGGGGAAUUGUGAAAUUCUAGCUUGAUGUAGGAAAAAUGGUUUCUAGGGUCUGAUCAGGUAUGAGCUUUUAGUAUUCCAUGGAUGACACAAGAUCUCUUUUUUAAAAAAAAUGGUGACAAAAGUAUACCUGUAUUUGCUGAAUUCUGUAUCUAUUAUAAUCUUAUUUGGGCAUGGUAA
Podarcis raffonei (Aeolian wall lizard) is the source of this 4400-nucleotide messenger RNA. RefSeq names its product VPS37B subunit of ESCRT-I (gene VPS37B). The coding region runs from base 111 to 965 and encodes 284 amino acids. Gene Ontology annotation, biological process: ubiquitin-dependent protein catabolic process via the multivesicular body sorting pathway; protein targeting to membrane; protein targeting to vacuole. The transcript is spliced from 4 exons. NCBI's taxonomy places the organism in Eukaryota, Metazoa, Chordata, Lepidosauria, Squamata, Lacertidae. The record is from RefSeq and is a predicted model, not a curated record. Gene Ontology annotation, cellular component: ESCRT I complex.